Odobenus rosmarus divergens (Pacific walrus) is the source of this 489-nucleotide messenger RNA. It is a transcript of the gene ARL5B, whose product is annotated as ADP-ribosylation factor-like 5B. Gene Ontology annotation, biological process: intracellular protein transport; vesicle-mediated transport; protein localization to Golgi membrane. The transcript has 5 exons. Gene Ontology annotation, molecular function: GTPase activity; GTP binding. Lineage: Eukaryota; Metazoa; Chordata; Mammalia; Carnivora; Odobenidae. The record is from RefSeq and is a predicted model, not a curated record. The coding region runs from base 61 to 489 and encodes 142 amino acids. Gene Ontology annotation, cellular component: cytoplasm; trans-Golgi network.
AAAGUAAUUAUAGUGGGACUGGAUAAUGCAGGGAAAACCACCAUUCUUUACCAAUUCUUAAUGAAUGAAGUGGUUCAUACAUCUCCAACCAUAGGAAGCAACGUUGAAGAGAUAGUUGUGAAGAACACUCAUUUUCUUAUGUGGGAUAUUGGUGGUCAAGAAUCACUGCGCUCAUCCUGGAACACGUAUUACUCAAACACGGAGUUCAUCAUUCUUGUUGUUGAUAGCAUUGACAGGGAACGACUAGCCAUUACAAAAGAAGAAUUGUACAGAAUGUUGGCUCAUGAGGAUCUACGGAAGGCUGCAGUUCUUAUCUUUGCAAAUAAACAGGAUAUGAAAGGGUGCAUGACAGCAGCUGAAAUCUCUAAAUACCUCACCCUUAGUUCAAUUAAAGAUCAUCCAUGGCACAUUCAGUCCUGCUGUGCUUUAACAGGAGAAGGGUUAUGCCAAGGUCUAGAGUGGAUGACCUCCCGGAUCGGUGUGAGAUAA